Messenger RNA from Clonostachys solani, 582 nucleotides. NCBI's taxonomy places the organism in Eukaryota, Fungi, Ascomycota, Sordariomycetes, Hypocreales, Bionectriaceae. The record is from the annotation of a GenBank genome assembly.
AUGUCAGCCGACCGUCGCUGGGACAAACGCCGAUUCCAGCUAGAGGAGUCAACUACUCUCAAUGGGGGCGCCCGUACCAUCUUCAUCGAAACGAUGACGCCGGGCACUACAGUACCCCCGCACUUCCACUCUCGCUUCCAGGAAACCUUUGAUUUAAUCAGCGGGUCCAUUUCAGUCUACAGUUCUUCAGAACCUGACCUGGAUGCUUUGGAGGCAUCAGCUCAGAAGCUGGAGGUUGGCAAGCAGGCGUCGGUGGAUCCUGGCCAGUACCACAAGUACCUGGUUGGAGACGAGGAGACAGUGCUCCGGGUCAUUGUCACGCCUGGGGAUGCUGAUUUCGAGAGGCUAUUGAAGAUUAUGAAUGGGCUAGACGAAGAUGGUGAGAUGCAGAAGCUGGGGGAUAGUGUGGUGCUGAUGGCAAUUAUCAUGGGUUUUGGCGACGCACACCUUAUUGGUCCGGCCAAGGAGAUGCUGGACGGGGUACGGGCGACAAAGGGAGAAGAAAUUGAAGAAUUGAGGAAAAGCCUUCUUGCAAAGUACGACACUGAGGAGGCACUGCAGGCUUUAUUGGUUACAAAGUAA